CCUUCCACCACAACCCCACCCCCUUCUUAAUAUGGCGGCCUCACCCACUCUAGUAUAUUAAUGCAAAAUCAAGGUUUGGUGUUCUGGACCUUUAAACAAGAAGUAGCCAUUAGCAGGCAGAAAUGCACAAAAGGAACCUCAGAGCCUGUUUAUUAUAUAUCACCAGAGCAUGGAUAUAGCACCAUUCUUCAUAAACAUCACACGACGCACUUCAUAUACUACUGCGGGUACUGUUCCAGGUACUAGUCCUUGUCGCUGUCUGGAGCGCACCAGGCUCACGGCCAUUGGAUAGGGUAAUGGGAGGUGCAAAUUUUAUCCAAUCGCUGUACAGGCUGAGCUGAGAGUAGGUAAUAACGCAGAUAGCUGGACGCAAUGUAAAGUAAUAAUAGUCUGCACCAUAUACAUUUCAAGCAGAAGCAGCUUACGAAGAUGGUACUUAUCAAUUAAAAGGCGCUUUUCCGACUACCCUGAUACUCUUGGACAUUGCUAUGUGGAUAUUAGCCGAAUGUAAGUUCUCCAGUACCUACUCUUGAAUUCUUACACUCUCCUUCCGAAACGCCUCGCGCGACUUCCUUUACCUGCGACACGCCCUCUCAUUCAUUACAGCAAUCAACCAGCUUCCUCUCACACAUCCGGGCGACGUUGCUCCUCCUAGUCCGCUGCUCGAGUGUUGGAGAAAACCGGUGUUUUGGCUGUGGAGAAGCGGUGACUGACUUAUUGUUUCGCUCGGACAACGGAGGUUGUCUGUAUUUGCUCUGCACGUGUGGGUAUUGCUUGAGUUCUAAUGGCUUGUCACGGGCAUUAAAGGAAAGAGCCACUAUGCAAUAAAGCCGGUGUGUAUCGCUAUGCAUAAAUAGUUCCGCCCAUAAUGACGCUGUCUUCAUAGAAACUAUUUUGACAGGCGAACAUACACGUGGUUUGACGUGAGCGCUGGGGUUAAAGGGUUAAUAAAUGUCCAUACUCUGAUGAUAAGUUAGUGAGAUGCGAAGGGAGGGCAAGUGUUUGUACUUUAUGGAGGGCAGAUAGUUCUAUAACCUGUGCCUUUGAUCUGGGUUCACAACUUGCACCCCACGAAUGCGCUUAAGAGAUUCAAAGAGAUUUGUCAGGAUGGAAUAGCCAGACACCUGUAACACUGAACAAUUAUGGCUGUAUGUGAUUAUUCUCUUUGAAACCAUCAAGAAACCAUCUGCUACUUUUAGGAAUCUAUCUUACCUGUCAAACCACUGUGUAACACUGGAGACACCUGGUGCCAAUUUGCAGCAUUGCGCAGCCCUGGUCCUGAGACAAUCAGGUCACAGCCAGUGAAGAGUUAAAGCUCGCAGGGAUCCUGGACCAGCUGGAGAGGCAGGAGGCAUCCUGGGGCAAUGGGGACACACAGGUGGAUGAUCUGGCAUUCCAGGAAUUACUGGACUUCUAUGGUUACGAAGCUUCGGAUCCUCUUUCUGACCAAGAGGGUGAAAUCAAAGGAUCUGAUUCUGAACUGCACCAGAGUAGCCAGGAAUCGGAACCAGUAGAUGAUGUGCCCCUUGAAGCUGAACAUAUGCCCCCCUCUUUGUCUCCUAUGGAUUCACUCAAAUUCUCAUCCUGGUCUCCUGGUACUCAUGAGGACUGGACUCUGGAACCAUCUAGGGUUGAAAAAGAGACAAUGCUCAGUUGUCAGGCCCAGCUUCCAAAUAUGCCUUAUAUUCCACCUGCUGAGAGAGAUUUUGAUGAAAAAGACCAGCUAUUAUGGGAUCCUGAUGUCCUCCCUGAACAAGAGGUGGAGGAAUAUCUGAUUCGUGUCUCUGAGCAUCAGCACAGAGCAGGCGGCACAUAUGUGUAUGAUGCAGAGCAUAUAAGGGAUAAUGAGCAGGCACUCUAUGAGUUGGUCAAGUGUGAAUUUAACUCAGAGGAAGCUCUUCGACGGUUGCAUUUUAAUGUGAAGGUUGUACAAGGUGGACUCAGUGCCUGGAGUGAGGAUGAGCGCAGAAAUUUUGAGCAAGGGUUCCGUGUUCACGGCAAGAAUUUCCACCUUAUUCAGGCUAACAAGGUUCGAACAAGAUCAGUAGGUGAGUGUGUUCAGUACUAUUACAUGUGGAAGAAGUCUGAACGAUAUGAGUUUUUUAGACAGUCUCGUCUGGGGAAGAGGAAGUUUGGGAACCCACCAUCUGUGGAGAAUGAAUUUGACCUACCAGAGGCAGCAUGUCCAACAAAGUUGCACAAAUCUGUAUUCAGAGGAGAACUUUUAGGACAAACAGCUGUUACACAAAGACAUUCUGUAAACUAUACUACCUGCAGCUGCAACAAAGACCAGUGUUCAUGUGAAAUGAGAAGACAAUCUGGUGUUAAUUCCAGUGACUAUCAAGAAACCCCUCCAAUCACUGGUGACCUCAUCAGCCUCAACUUUUCUCAGCAAACUUUACCCCUGUUGCCUGGUUUAAAGGCUCAGGAUCCACCAUUAUCAACUUUCUCUAUCGCAGAAAUAGCACUAUCUGACUUUCUCUCAACACCCUCUCUUCUUUGUACUGCCUCCCUUCCUCCCUAAUACGUGUUUUCUAUUCAGUUUUCUGGAGAAGUGAGAUAAAGACUCAAGUCACGGAUACUGGUCAUUCUCAGCAGGAACAAAGCGGUUUUAUUUUCCUAAUACAUUUCAUUAGAGAGCCUUCUCUCUCCCACAGGUGCCUGUUGCACUCCACUAUGAUCAAAUCCAAACUAUUUUCCUCAGGGUGAACUUUACUAGUAUUUAGCCACUGGGUGAGAAAACACUUGAAAAUUUGUUGUACAGUGACAAAUUAGUUUGUCACUGUUUAGCCAUUGUGUGCCAGAGUGUUUUGCUACAGAUCACAGUAAAUAGAUUUCUUUGGAGCAUUUAGGAAUUGUAGGUCUGAAUCACAAAUUAGGCUAUUCCCUGAGAUUUCAUCAUGUGGAGAAUGCCUAAAAACUUUUUGUAUGCUCUUUGCCAGCAAUAGAAUAGGAUGCAUUUAUUUUUGUGGUUGGUUAAAUUAUUUUCCAAAGUUUUGAUUAAAGUAUUUUAGACUUUUUCAGUGACAUUUUCUGAUGUAUUUUUGGGUAAAAUACUAGCCUGUAUUUCUAGGUUGUAUUGAUAUCAUUUGUUACUUCUAAACUUCUUUACUGCUGUGCAUUCAAGAGCACAAAUCUUUGUAUUUCUUUGUCUCUGUGUACAAGAGUUGGUUGCCAAAACAUAGGUCAUGUUUUAUAUAUAUUUAAAUUUUUACAUAAUUUUGAAAUUAAACAUUUGU
Molecule: messenger RNA, 3239 nt
Organism: Xenopus laevis (African clawed frog)
Lineage: Eukaryota; Metazoa; Chordata; Amphibia; Anura; Pipidae
Gene: mier2.S
Product: mesoderm induction early response 1, family member 2 S homeolog
Exons: 11
Coding region: 1541-2524 (327 amino acids)
Biological process (GO): regulation of DNA-templated transcription; DNA-templated transcription; negative regulation of transcription by RNA polymerase II
Cellular component (GO): nucleoplasm; nucleus; protein-containing complex
Molecular function (GO): transcription corepressor activity; histone deacetylase binding
Source: RefSeq, a predicted model, not a curated record